AUGUGUGGCACCCCCGUGGAAGAGGCGAUAAGCCCACUGAAGUCCGAAGACCUCGAAUCCCCCAGAAGCGAACCAGAGAAGUCAACACAGAGCAGACGAAAGCCAAAGCCAGUCGCGCGCAUCAAGACAACUCAGAAAUCCCCCAGAAGCGAACAAGAGAAGCCGACACAAAGCAGACGAAAGCCAAAGCCAGUCGCGCGCAUCAAGACAACUCAGAAAUCCCCCAGAAGCGAACAAGAGAAGCCGACACAAAGCAGACGAAAGCCGAAACCAGUCGCGCGCAUCAAGACAACUUAA
Messenger RNA from Mytilinidion resinicola, 297 nucleotides. RefSeq lists its product as uncharacterized. The coding region runs from base 1 to 297 and encodes 98 amino acids. Lineage: Eukaryota; Fungi; Ascomycota; Dothideomycetes; Mytilinidiales; Mytilinidiaceae. The transcript has 2 exons. The record is from RefSeq and is a predicted model, not a curated record.